Messenger RNA from Phodopus roborovskii (desert hamster), 3660 nucleotides. Its product is annotated as cytochrome c oxidase assembly factor 5. Bases 77 to 301 code for a protein of 74 amino acids. The transcript is spliced from 3 exons. Lineage: Eukaryota; Metazoa; Chordata; Mammalia; Rodentia; Cricetidae. Gene Ontology annotation, cellular component: mitochondrion. Gene Ontology annotation, biological process: mitochondrial respiratory chain complex IV assembly. The record is from RefSeq and is a predicted model, not a curated record.
CCGCUGACCCCGUCGGUGGGCGUGGCCCGCCCGCGUCCGCGCGGCCUCCGGUGCGGCGGGCGCGGCGGGCGCAGCCAUGCCCCGGUAUUACGAGGACAAGCUGGAGGGCGGCGCGUGCGCGGGCGUCAAGGAGGACCUGGGCGCCUGCCUGCUGCGGUCGGCCUGUGUGCUCCAGGAAGGAAAGUCCCCACGGCAGUGUUUGAAGGAAGGACACUGCAGAGCUCUACAGUAUUCGUUUUUUGAGUGUAAAAGAUCAAUGUUGGAUACCAGAUCAAGAUUCAGAGGAAGAAAAGGAUAUUGAUAACAUUAAAUUGGAAGCAAGAAAAUCACCCCAGAUCGUCUCUGGUCCUUAGCAGGAAAGAGCCAACAUAGGAACAGUAGCUGCUGUGUCUGCUUGACGUCUGGACCGGGACUUCCCUCCAGAGAACAUUAGAGAAAAUGGUUAAGUGCUGUUUCUGAAUGAUUCUGUCAUGUGAAGUCGUUUAUAGAAGAGACAUUUGAUUGAACAAAUAUGGGCUAAGAAUUUGAUGUGUUUUGGGAAUUGCCUAAUGGCAAGAUUAUGUUCAAGGAUGACUCUUCAAUCAGACUACACAAUGUGAGCAUCCAGGCGGUCAUGUGACUGGCACACGUAGUACCGUAGACCCCGUUCGUUGCAGGCUUCUUCCAACUCUUGUUUCUUGGUUUCAAUUUAAUCCAGUCAGUCCUCUCCUCGUAAUGGGAUAAUACCAACCUAAGCCCACAUCCUCAAGAUCUGUGUGGCCCCAAAAGGAGAGUGAGGGCCCACAAAUCACACCCCACUGAAGCACUCUGGCCUCUUUUGGGUCGAGCUCCUAUUCUAGCCUUUGUGGUCUUGCCUAGAUUGUGAUUUCCGGUCCUGUGCCUACUCCACUCACAAUCUCAUUGGAUGGUUACGGGCCUCAUCCCUAAAUACUGGGAUCUGUACCAAAUGGAGACAACAGAUAGCAAAUAUCAAAGACAUGAAGUGGCUGGAGAGUUCAGAGUCAUGGUACUUUAUUUUGGUCACUUAACACAGUAGAGAGCCUUCAGGAAACUGAAUUUCCAGUUUGGUUUUUGGGAUUAAGCAGUGGGAAGUUGUAGUAGCUUGUUUACCACUGUGUAGUUCACUGGGCUAAAGCAGUCAGCCAUUGUGUAGCUCACUUGCUGUUUUCAAAGUUCUGAUGCUGGGUGGAUUCCCCAGGCUAUCACCGAGGUCUGCCCUAUAUACCGCCCUCCACGGGACUGGGAAACAGCUCACCCUUUAGUCCUGCUGUCUAUGUACCAAACUUGGUGUAUGUCAGCGGUGUAGAGGGUCAUGCCUUCUACAUGCUGGGCAAGGCGACCACUGAGCUACACCUCCCACAAGUGCUCCAAUUUUCAUUGAAAGUAACUCCGAUUAGAAACUAUGAAAUGUUUGUAUAAAAAGCCUCUGUUUAGAGAUAGCUUUAUUUGGAGUAAUUCGUAUAAUACAAAAUUGAACCUUUGUUAGUGCUUGCAGCAGUCAUUAUAAUUCCAGAAUUUUCAUCAUUUCUAGAAAUUCACACUCAUUAGCAGUCUGCCCUCAACUGAAAGUCAUCAUUGUUUCUAUGGGGCUGUCUAUUCCAUAUGUUACAUAACUGGAGUUAGAAGCUUCUGUUACCAAGUUUAACAGGUUUAUUCAUGUAGCAUCAAUCUGUAAUUCAGUAGACAUAGCCCAUAUUUUUAAGGUAUUCAUCCGCUAAUGAGCUCUGAGCUUUUUCUCCUUGAGGGCGUUUAACUAAUGCUGUGAACAUCCAUGAAAAAGUUCAUCGUGUUUCAUUUAAUGCUUGCCUUAGAGUGGAAUACAGGUUUGUACAUCAGCCUCAAUUUUACCAUUUUUUGCACAGAGGUUUUAUCACCAUUUCAUACUUUCAAAGCAACUAGGUUCCAUAGUUGUUCACAUAGUUGACAGACAUUCUGCUUGGUGAGAGGCUUCUGAUUGGGAUCACAUUCUCUAAUGGCUAAAAUCGCUUGCUUUCUUGUGUUCAUUGGACAUCGGUAUGUUGCCUUGGCCAAAAAGCUAUUUCAGUCUCCAGUUUGGUUUUCAGUUGGCUUAUCUUUUCAUUUUCCUGUAAGACUUUUAAAGAAAUUAUUGUAGAUACAAGUUCCCUAAAGAUAGCUGGCAUUUUUCCCCCUCAACUUUUGGUUUUUCCUUUUCAGGAAAUAGUGAAGCACACUAUUUUUAUGUGUUUUAGAGGCCGGUUCUUAGCCCAGGCUGGCCUGGAACUCACAAUGAAAUCUUGACUUGGAGCAAGUAGUUUGCUGCUUCACCUCUCAAAGUGCCAAGUUUACCGGUACAAGCCACCAUGCUUGGCUUAAAGAACAGUUUUAAUUUGGGUAAAUUACAAUUCUUUUUUUUUUUUUUUUUUCUUUCAGUGUGCUGUAAGAAACCAUCUUAAACUUACCAGCCCAAACUUACAGAAACAUACUCCUAUGUCUUCACUGCAGAGUUUUAUAAUUUUACCUCCCAUCCAUAGACCUGGGCUUGCUUUCAAAAUAAUUUCAUAUACCUUAUUUGUAGCCAUAUUUCAAGUUAUUGGUUAAGUAUAAGCAACAGAACUUAGCAUCUUAAGUGUUGAAUGCACCUAACACUGCAGUCAUAGUCUGCAGAAGAAUUCUUCACUCACCUCACAAAAUGAGCUGUCAGGUCAUCCCUCCCUGCUUACCCUUGGCAUGCUGUUUGUCUGCCUGCCUGCCUGCCUGCCUGCCUGCCUGUCUGUAGUAAUCACUAUUCUAUUUCUUGUGUCUGAAUUUGAGUACCCUAAGUGCCUGGUAUGGAUGCAAUCUUAGUAUGUGAGGUUUUUUGAGGGAUGGGAGGUUCAGUCAUUGUAUGUCAUGUAUUUCCUUCCUUUGUAAGGUCAAGUAGUAUUCCUGUGCGUGUGUGUCCCUUACCUUGUUACCUACUUAUUCAUCAGUGGAUACCUCGGAUGUUUCCACUGCUGAGCUCCUGACUAUUGCUGUGAACAUGUAUAUAAAAGUAUCACUGGGACCCUACUUCCAGUUCUAGCGUAUACCCAGCAGUGUGUGUCAUAGGGCAAUUGUUUUCGGUUCGAGGCACUGCCAUACUUUUUGUAGCAGCCACACUAUUUUAUUUCUUGUUAGCAGUACACGAGGGUUAUUAUAACUGCCCUAUAGCCUUGUCAGCUUGUUUCCUAAUCUCUUAGUGGCCAUUCUAACGGGUGUGGAUGUGUCUAUCCCAGUGACUCUGUUUGGCAUUUUCCUGAUUAGUGAUGCCACAUGCUUUAAAUGCUUGUUGGCCUUUAGAGAUUGCUUGAAGAAAUCUUUUUAGGUCCUUCGCCCAUUAAUAGUGGGUAGUUGACUCUUGAGUUUUUCGUAGUCAUAUCCAGAGAAGUAUCAUACUACCCAGUGGAGCUAAUUAUAACUUGCCUUGGGAAAUUUUAGUUCUAGCUCUUAGCUUUGCUCUUUGAUCCAUUUUGAAUUAAUCUUUGACUGUAAUGUGAGUUAAGGGUCUGACUUCCCGUUCUCCUCAUGUAAAUAUCUAGUUUUCCGCAUUGCCCUGUGGUGGGAAAAAGUUCCACCAUGCAGGACACGGCUGUUUCUAAGCCCCAAUCUCUUUCCUGGCUUCUGUGUCUUUGCCAAUGCCACUCUUUUAAUUACUGGAACAUAAUAAAAUCUGAAAUCAGA